Messenger RNA from Arabidopsis lyrata subsp. lyrata, 1026 nucleotides. RefSeq names its product zinc finger protein CONSTANS-LIKE 10. Gene Ontology annotation, molecular function: protein binding. The transcript is spliced from 4 exons. The coding region runs from base 1 to 621 and encodes 206 amino acids. NCBI's taxonomy places the organism in Eukaryota, Viridiplantae, Streptophyta, Magnoliopsida, Brassicales, Brassicaceae. The record is from RefSeq and is a predicted model, not a curated record.
AUGAGGGAGCUUGGAGUAUGCGAGGAUGACUUUAAUGGAAAUCUCAUUACAGAUGAAGUAGACUUGGCUCUUGAGAACUAUGAAGAACUCUUUGGUUCAGCCUUCAACUCAUCAAGAUAUCUCUUCGAACACGGAGGAAUUGGAAGUCUUUUCGAGAAAGAUGAAGCUCCUGAGGGCUCAAACAAAGGAAACGAAAUGCAGCAGCCUGCCGUAAACAAUAAUGCAUCUGCAGAUUCGUUCAUGACUUGUAGAACGGAGCCAAUAAUUUGCUAUUCAUCAAAGCCUACUCAUUCGAAUAUAUCCUUCUCUGGCAUCACGGGAGAAAGUAAUGCUGGAGAUUUCCAAGAUUGUGGGGCAUCAUCGAUGAAGCAGCUUUUAAGGGAGCCACAACCAUGGUGCCAUCCAACAGCACAGGACAUUAUUGCUUCCUCACAUGCCACAACACGUAACAAUGCUGUUAUGCGCUACAAGGAAAAGAAGAAGGCUCGCAAGUUUGACAAGCGAGUGAGGUAUGUCUCUAGGAAAGAAAGGGCUGAUGUGAGACGGCGUGUGAAAGGACGGUUUGUCAAGUCCGGUGAAGCUUAUGAUUACGACCCAAUGAGCCCAACAAGAAGCUACUGAGGAUAAGACCCCAAAACAAUGAAGAAUCACAAAGUGGAGAUAUCAGACAGAUGCAACUAAUUGGCAGCAGUGGAUCUGGAGGCCAUUAUUGGUUGAUUAGGAACACUCAGUUCUCCGCCUCAAAAGCUUAAUGGUAAGGCGCAUGCUUCUGCUGCCUCAUUUUGCAUAAAGUUUGUUAUCUUCUUCUGUCAUUUGGCUGCUUCAGCAUGACCUUGACACAGUGAAACUCUUCUACAGAUUGAGCUGCAUGAUCCUUAAAUUUUGUUCUAUUGUAAUUUGUGUAGCCAAGGCAAAACAACGAAUGUAUAUUUUUUUUAAUGUCAUAUAAAUAUUAAUCAUGUAGAAGAUUGGAGUAUCAUAGAAGCUAUGUUCUAUAUUUACGGUAUUGGAAAUUAUUACUAACAA